AUUUCCGCCAUUUUGGACCGUGUUGCCUGCCGUACCGAAAGAGUCCAUAGCAGCCGAAUGGAUGUUGACAACAGAAGCCCGUUAAUUUACAGCUGAACUUAUAUUUCAUUGCAGCGAGGGUGGUUUGGUGAGAUUUAAAUGUUUUCCAGCGUGUUAAUGCUGUGGAAAUGACCUCAAACAAUCCAGCUGUUUUUCUUCUCAUGGUUAAUGGGCAAAUCGAAGCAGCCGAUUUCCCAGAAUAUGACGAUCUUUACUGCAAGUAUUGCUUUGUUUACGGACACGACUGGGCGCCCACAUCAGGCUUGGAAGAGGGGAUUUCUCAAAUAACAUCAAAAGGUAGAGGAUCUCAGAGUUUGGUGUGGAACUUCCCAUUGGACAUCACCUUCAAAAGCACAAACCCAUUUGGCUGGCCCCAGAUUGUGGUUAGUGUGUAUGGCCCUGACACUUUUGGAAAUGAUGUCGUGAGAGGUUAUGGAGCCGUACACAUCCCAUUUACACCUGGAAAACACACCAAGACCAUCCCUAUGUUCGUUCCUGAGUCUACAUCAAGACUUCAGAAGUUCACAAGCUGGCUGAUGGGAAGGCGUCCAGAAUUCACAGAUCCCAAAGUUGUUGCCCAAGGAGAGGGAAGAGAAGUUACGAGGGUGCGCUCACAAGGUUUUGUCACGCUACAGUUCAACAUUGUGACUAAAGACAUGAAGAAACUAGGUUAUGAAACUACAUCAGAGCAUUCAGCUGCUACAGGACUGACAAGAACAUCUCAACAGCCUUAAUAACUACUUUCAGGUUAUUUUUGUACCUUUUUGUAAUUGGUUUCCAAGUCACUUUAUUCAGUUUCACAGUUGUUUUAUAGCA
Molecule: messenger RNA, 855 nt
Organism: Labeo rohita (rohu)
Lineage: Eukaryota; Metazoa; Chordata; Actinopteri; Cypriniformes; Cyprinidae
Gene: b9d1
Product: B9 protein domain 1
Exons: 7
Coding region: 168-773 (201 amino acids)
Biological process (GO): cilium assembly
Cellular component (GO): MKS complex
Source: RefSeq, a predicted model, not a curated record